Camellia sinensis is the source of this 651-nucleotide messenger RNA. NCBI's taxonomy places the organism in Eukaryota, Viridiplantae, Streptophyta, Magnoliopsida, Ericales, Theaceae. The record is from RefSeq and is a predicted model, not a curated record.
AUAACUGGCAUGUGUGAACUUCAUCGCCAAAGAUACACUCAUGGAGCUCUCUCAAUGAAAGACAUUUUGAUUGUGAAUGACAAGCCUAAAUUUGCCUUCAUAAGAAAUAAGUUUUUACAGAGUGACAAUGAGCGUCGAACCCACGAACGUCAAGAUAUUGAAGCUUUGAAGACUCUAUUUAGGAAGGUGAUUGAUCCUGGUCCUGAUUCUGAUCGUCGUAGGGAUCGUACGGAAUUGGAGCAUUUUUACGAAAGCACUGAAGUCAACAAUGCGCCGAGUCUGUCAAAAUUGUACUUUCAUCCCAUUUUAAUGACUCCAAUGGAAAGGUUCUUUCAACCGGUUACGAUGGAUACUCUAGAAAGGUACCCAGGUCAUGAAAAGGAGUAUAAUGCUAGUAGGGUUUAUAAUUGGAUUAGAAAAGGACAUCGUUGGCAUCCUUAUGAUUGGACUAAAGGCGUUGAAGUUUAUGAAUAAAAAAAAAAAGGCGUUGAAGUUAAUGAAUCAAAAAAAAAAGGCUCUGAAGUUAAAGAGUACUACGCAGAGAUUUUAAGAUAUGCAGAAAAAAAACGAAUGCCAUAUGGUCUAACUGACUGGGAUGUCUUCAAGUUUGUGAGGAAUGCUAUUGUCCACAUCAGUGGAAGUUUACGUUCA